AUGAACUCUUCCGACCCUGUCGAGGUGGCGGAGGCUGCCCGCUCCCGGGCUGCUGCUCACGAUGUCGAGAUCAGUGAGAAGCAGGAGCUGGACCACAAGCUGGCUCUCACUCCCAGCAUCCAAGAGGUGUCGACGACAACCAAGGAGGCCACCGUCUCCUCGGUUGGAGGCGACAGACAGUAUCCCUCCGAAGAAGACUUCCGGACCUUGCGCCGUGUCGCUGGCACGAUUCCCUGGACGGCAUACACCGUUGCGUUUGUCGAGUUGUGCGAGCGGUUCUCCUACUACGGAACAACUGCUGUCUUCGUCAACUUCAUUCAGCGUCCUCUCCCCGUAGGCUCCACCACCGGUGCUGGCUAUGACCACUCGAACCCCGGUGCGCUGGGCAUGGGCCAGCAGGCGUCGACUGGCUUGACCCUAUUCAACUCGUUCUGGUCGUACAUCAUGCCCCUGCUCGGUGCCUUCAUGGCGGAUCAGUACUGGGGUCGGUUCCGCACGAUCAUGUUCUCCAUUGCGGCCGCGCUGCUUGGCCACCUGAUUCUGAUCGUGUCCGCGUUGCCCCCCGUCAUCUCCAACCCCAACGGCGCCAUCGGAUGCUUUGCUGUCGGUCUGAUCAUCAUGGGUGUCGGUACCGGUGGUUUCAAGUCCAACAUCUCCCCCCUGAUUGCCGAGCAGUACCGCGAGGAACACCCCUAUAUCCGGACGCUGGCCUCCGGCGAGCGCGUCAUCGUCGACCCCGCCGCCACCAUCUCGCGCAUCUACCUGUACUUCUACCUCAUGAUCAACAUCGGCUCCAUCCUCGGCCAGGUCAGCAUGGUCUACGCCGAGAAGUACGUCGGCUUCUGGCUGUCCUUCUUCCUGCCCACGAUCAUGUACCUGGGCUGCCCUGCCGUGCUGUUCUUCUGCCGCAACAAGUACCACCUUGUCGAGCCCACCGGCUCCGUCUACACGCAGGCCUUCCGGCUGUGGAAGCUGGCCAUGGAGGGCCGCUGGUCGAUGAACCCUGCCAGAAUCUUCAAGAAGAACGAUAAGCCCUUUUGGGACUCUGUCAAGCCCUCGGCCCUGGGCCCCAACCGUCCUCAGUGGAUGACCUUUGACGACGAGUGGGUCGACGAGGUCGGCCGUGGUCUCAAGGCUUGCAAGGUGUUCCUGUGGUAUCCUCUUUUCUGGCUCGCCUACAACCAGAUGCUGAACAACCUCACCUCGCAAGCCGCCACCAUGAAGCUCGGCGGCGUCCCCAACGACAUCAUCAACAACCUCAACCCCCUCUCCCUCAUCAUCUUCAUCCCCAUCAUGGACCAGCUCGUCUACCCCGGUCUCCGCCGCCUCGGCUUCCACUUCACCCCGCUCAAGCGCAUCACCGCCGGCUUCUACGUCGCCGGCGCCUCCAUGAUCUGCGCCACCGUCACCCAGCACUACAUCUACAAGCUCGGCCCCUGCGGCAAGGAGGCCAACUUCUGCCUCGACCAGUACAACAAACACACCGACAUCUCCGUCUGGGUCCAGGCCCUCACCUACGUCCUCGGCGGCAUCUCCGAGAUCUUCGCCUCCGUCACCUCCCUCGAGUACGCCUUCACCAAGGCCCCCACCAACAUGCGCUCGCUCGUCCAGGCCGUCGCCCUCUUCAUGAACGCCUUCUCCUCCGCCCUCGGUCAGGCCCUCGUCGGUCUCGCCGAGGAUCCGCUCCUCGUCUGGAACUAUGCUAUCGUCGCCAUCUUGGCUUUUAUCGGUGGCACCGGUUUCUGGCUCACUAACUAUAAGCUCGAUAAGCAGGAGGAUGAGCUGAAUAACCUGCCGCAGAGCCAGUUCCAGGGGAAGGUUAACCCCAAGCUGGACGAGGAGACGGCCCAGAUGUAA
Molecule: messenger RNA, 1857 nt
Organism: Aspergillus clavatus NRRL 1
Lineage: Eukaryota; Fungi; Ascomycota; Eurotiomycetes; Eurotiales; Aspergillaceae
Product: putative MFS peptide transporter
Exons: 6
Coding region: 1-1857 (618 amino acids)
Biological process (GO): transmembrane transport; oligopeptide transport
Cellular component (GO): membrane
Molecular function (GO): dipeptide transmembrane transporter activity
Source: RefSeq, a predicted model, not a curated record